AUGUCCCAAUAGAAAAGAAGAGAAUAGUUAGAAAAAAUAUCCAAUUCUUAGAAGGAAGAACAGGAUAAAAAUAGAAGAGAUGAAUUAGAAAAGGAAUUUUUGAAAUGCUAAAAGAGAGGUUAAAUGCAUACCAAUUCAAUGAUGAAUUGGAUAAACAAACAUCAAAAUAAAGCAGAUCCAAAGGCCAAAGAAAUGUAUCGCUAUCUUCCUGAAGAAAGAGUAUAUUAAUAUAAAUGAACCAUCAGCGUAAACACAUUGAGCUAACCCUACUGUUUGAGAAGUUUGACAAUGAUGGUUCCAAAGCACUAGAUUUUAUUGAAGUAUUUAGAAUGUUCACUAAGUAAUUGUGAAUGAUCAUUAUAGAUAUGGAAUAUUCAUUACUAAAAAGGAAUUACUUGACUUUUUUAAAGUAGUUGACCAAAAUAAGGAUUUCUCUUUAAACCUCUAAGAAUUCAAAGCAUGUUAUUUAGACUCUGCUGCAAGAGAUAUAUUUGCCAAAAUAAUGAAAUAAUUAAUAGAGAGAACCUAAUUGACUGAAGAGGAAAUCAAUGCAGCCUUAAAUUAAAUGAAUGAAUUGAACAAUUAGAAUAACAACAAUUAAAAUUAGAAUCCUAUUCCUGCACUUCCUAAAUCUUUUUAAGGAGUCAUUAGUUUGUUGACAUAUUUGAAUACUAGAGAUGAGAUUAAAGAUAAGUUGACAUCAAAAUCAGUAAAUAUAUAUGAAUAAAUCAAUAAUCUAAAAUAAUUAAUUGAAUUGAGUAAUAAAAUUGAUGUUGUUUAGAAGGUGGAGAUUGAGAGAAAGAUUAAGAUAAAGAAAUCUUCUGAGGAUAGAUUAAAUAAAUUUAAGAAUUAAUUAAAGUAAAUUAAAGAUAGAGCCAUUCAAACUGGAUAGAUGAUGGCUGAAGAGGAAUUGAGAUAAAAAAAUUCUGCAUUUUUGAUAACUGUUUUACCUUAACGUAAAUACAAAUACAAUUACAAAAGUGAAAAUAAAUUUAAAAAAAUUAUACCAAAUAAAUAAGAAGAAUUACACUUACCUCGCUAUUCAGAUUAAAAAGUAAAUCAAUUUUAUGAAUAUAUGAAUAUUAAUAUUCCUGAUUAAUUAAAGAAUAUUAAUAAUAGAAUAUGGACAAAGCUAUUUGAAAAUAAUUAAUAAUUGGAUAUAAUACUAUAAAAAAAUAGGAAAAAUCAAUUAGAAUCUUAAAGAACUGAUAGAUUAAAAUAAAAGAUUAAAUAAACCUUAGACAAUCUUUAAGCUAAUUUUGAAACAGAUUUUGAUAGUGAAGCAAAUAGAAAGCCCACUUUAGAAUCUCCAUAAGAAAAAUAAUCUACUCAAUUUCCUAAUUUCUUUACUUCAAGAAAUUUAAUGUCAUAAACAUCAGAAGAUUUUAGAACUGCUAAGACACAGAGAAUGCCUCCAGGAUCCUCAAAGCUAUCUUUUCAUUGAU
Molecule: messenger RNA, 1445 nt
Organism: Paramecium pentaurelia
Lineage: Eukaryota; Ciliophora; Oligohymenophorea; Peniculida; Parameciidae
Source: the annotation of a GenBank genome assembly